AUCUAGAUCAUUGAUAACUGCGUAACUUCUCUUCCGCCAUCUCUUCGGCUUCACGGCUGAUUCUUUGAUCAAUACGUGAUGCGAAAACUCAACCGGAGCACAAUCAUAGCAAUUUUAUCAGUCUGUUUGCGACCUGACUGAAGUAAAGAUCACUAAGCGAAGAUGAAUUGUUCAGCAGCGUCAGACAUGCAGCAUCCAGAAACGACGGUAAUUCUGGAUCAUUAUGUGCCUGUAAGGCCAACUCCCACAGAGCCGGUGCCGUGGACGUCGACUGCUCCAUUUCCACACACUCAGAUGCGGCCAGGGACUACAAGGCAUCUUGAGUUGAUUAGAGAGCAGCUUCGAAUCGAGGAUGCAAGAACCGACUACGAGAUCAGGCACAUCAUUGAUCACGGCUUGUCUGGUCUUGAACUCUGGCCACCUGAUACCCUUGCUCAGCAUGAGCGAGAAUUCCCUGUUCCAAAGUAUGAUCCACAGCGGAAGACGAAGGUUUACAUGAAGAAAGAACUCGAAGAUUUCAUCUUAAAUGAAGAUGUGCCGCUUAUACAGCGAGUAGCCGCACUUCUUGACCGAUGUCGGAUCAUGGAUCAUGUCUAUUCACGUUUCGAUCUAAUAGAGAAGGGCAAGGCCAUGCUUCACGAGCUUAAGUUCAAAGUAUCAGGUGACAAGGAUUGGAAACGAAUUCUGGAUCUAGAAUUCCUUAUCGAACGCAGAGCGAGUCAGGGUCAUACAAAAGAUACAAUGGAUCCAAGAAGUUGGAAACAUGCCUUCGACAUACCACUUGCGCCUUUUAUAAAAGAGCAGCUUGUUGAAGAAAUGCGAUUGGAUGGCUACGAUCUUGACGUUCAAUUUAGCAGAGUAUUUGGCCUAGAAAGCUCACCUAGGGUGAAGAACGGGGAGCCAGCUAUACAUUGGGAGGGCUGGGAUCCGAGUGGACCUGUGGAUUGGGGCUGGUUCAGACUAAACAAGAUGGCUUCGGGAAGCAAAGAUUUACUCAACGGGCACACGCCUAUGUCGAUAAGCACGCAGCACUCUGCAACAAGUGAAGAUUCUAGUGAUGAAGAGGAACUUGGACGCCAUUUACCAUCAGAUCUACGGGAUGAUAAAUCUGAUGAUGGGGAAAGCGAGAAUGACCUUGACGACGCGGACAAUAGCGAGGCUUCUGUCGUCAUAGAGCAGCAGCGUCAGGCCUCAUCAGGAGUCAGCGAAGCUUCUCAGGCCAGAGAAUCAUCUAGCGAAAUUGAAUUCAUAGGCUCUCACGCAAUCCAACCUCGAAAGUCCUCUUUCGACGAGACAAAUGAAGUUGAGGAAGAUGAAUCUCAGUUGUCCGCUGUUGAAGACUACUCUAUUGAGGAAGAAGAGGAAGCAGAACAGGAAGCGGAAGCAGAAGCGGAAGAAGAGGAGGAAGAGGAAGAAAUUUUAGAAGAAGGAGAAGGAGAAGGAGAAGGAGAAGCAGAAAGAGUAGAUGAUGAUGAUGAGGAUAGUGAGGAUGAAGAUGGAAGUGAUGAACAUAAAGACGAAAAAGAGGGUAUUCAGGAUGAUGACGAGAGCACAGAAGAAAAUGAUGAGAAGUAUGAAGAGAUUUAUGAAGGUAAUGAUGAGGACCUGGAGAGCACGGUCGACGAGGACGAUGCCGAAGUCACCGAAAGAGAGUCAGAUGAGCAGUCAGAGACAGAAAGUGAUGAUGUAGAGGUUGUGGAAGAACAUCGUUCUGAAGUGAAAGGUCUCGAAGAGCAACAACGGGUACAUUCAUCAUUAAACGCUAUCAUACGUGCUCAAGCAAUAGUCGCGGCAAGCGAAGGGGAAGAACCUACAGAACCAGAGACCAAUGAUGAGGAUGGAGACGAUACCGAAAGAGGUGGCACUGAAGAGACUUCAAACGAUCUGAGUGAGCGGAACCACACUGUCACACACCAACGAAUCAUUUUGGUAGAGGAAAUAUCGUAUACAGGCCAAGUCGAGAGAAAGAAUAGCCAAGCUGAGGAUUUCGACGGCACCGACAUUGAUCCGCAGCGUCGACAGAGUUCUCCGGUCUCUUCCAUAAAGAUUACAUCAGAGGCCUCGUCACCUUUAUCGAGUCUAGACAGCGAACACAUCGCCAUGCUCGAUCCAAGCCUCGAGGCAAGCGCGUCAAAACACGCUGUUUCAUUUUCAGAUCUCGCUAAGCGGGCCAUGGAACGUGCAGGUGUUGCACAAAGCCUGAGAGCUUCAGACACCUCAGGGUUGUCAUCUCCACCUUCUAGUUUAUCUUCACUAGUUCAGGAGGAAAAGGAGGAGCUUCCAUACGAUGGACAUCCAGAGAAGAUGAAGGUGGAAGAUGGAGCCAAUAUUGAUCCUGCUUUGUUUGUUGCCUCGGACGCUGCUGGAGGCACCAUCGGUUUUCAGCACGAUCUCCAUAGUGCUUUAGAAGUUGAUGCACGACAAAUGCAAGACAUCGAGAUCCCGGAAACAACACACUUUUCUAACAACUCGCAAGAGCAGGAGAAAGGAGGUUACGAAUACAAUUACAGUACAGAGGAUGCCUGACCUACGAAUACUAAGGGCUGAAAUGUCACAACAUGUAUAAUGCAGAAUUAUGUUUUCCUCGAGUCGACUUUCAUCUCGCGUCGACUACUAUUUAUAGGCGAAGACUGCCAAGAGAUAAGAUGAUUCUUGUCGGGGAUUGUGAGUUAUCUCGGCGGGUCUAUGCCAACUCCAGAGUUGAACAUUCAAUGGCACUCAUGUACCAAGACUAUCAUCAUAAGAAAGUUAUAAAUCUGCU
This is a messenger RNA of Verruconis gallopava, 2761 nucleotides long. RefSeq lists its product as uncharacterized. Bases 163 to 2526 code for a protein of 787 amino acids. Lineage: Eukaryota; Fungi; Ascomycota; Dothideomycetes; Venturiales; Sympoventuriaceae. The transcript has 2 exons. The record is from RefSeq and is a predicted model, not a curated record.